GCUAGCUGGGUACUGAUUUGCGAAAGCUCCCUGCACUAAAUCUUCCCCUUCUUCUCUCUUGAAACAAAAAAAAACUUUGUUUGCUUUCUAGAUGAAUAAUCUUAGACUGCCGUAAUGUGAUUGAGUAAUGAUGUAAAAGAAAAGAGAGAACAAGAGAGAAAAAAAAUACAGAUUUCUGAUUUCUUCUCUUGUAGGUUUGGGUUUUGGGAGGGAGUUCUUUUUUUUUUCUUUUUGUUUGCUGGAAGUUUGGCUUGUUGGGUUUUUUUUUUUUUUUUGGUUUUUCUUGUCUUGGAUGGGAACUGAGAGGAGAGAAGAAACAGUGUUGAACAAGGAGAAGAAAUAUGAUGGGGAAGUUCAGAGAGGGAAGUGGUUGUUGUACAGUUGUAAACUACUCCAGCCUUGUACAAGUUGGUCUUCUUUUAAACAAGGGAGUUACUGAUUUUGCAAAUGAUACAAUUUUGCAUCUCUACAACAACAUCCCUUGAUCACUUUUAAAAAAACAACCACACACAUAUACAAAAACUAACGACUUUCAGAGCAAGAAGAAGAAGAAGAAGCGAUCUGUUUUUAAAAGAGUGUUCUUUUCGUCAAGUUCAUCAACCAUGAAGAGACUUGGCAGUUCAGGUUCCUUGGGUGCUUUGAUCUCCAUCUGCCCAACCACAGAAGAACGAAGUCCAAGAAACGACCAUAUUUAUAGUAGAGAGUUUCAGUCCAUGAUAGAUGGAAUAGAUGAAGAAGGCUGUGUGGAAGAAUCAGGCCAUGUUGCUGAGAAGAAGAGGCGGUUAAGUGUAGAUCAAGUUAAGGCCUUGGAGAAGAAUUUCGAGGUUGAAAACAAACUUGAACCUGAGAGGAAAGUGAAACUAGCUCAAGAACUUGGUUUGCAACCUAGACAAGUUGCUGUCUGGUUCCAAAACCGCCGUGCUAGAUGGAAGACCAAACAAUUGGAAAGGGAUUAUGGCCUUCUCAAAACCAGUUAUGAAUCUCUUAAAGUCAAUUUUGAAACCCUCCAGCAUGACAAUGAAGCUCUUCUCAAAGAGAUAAGAGAGCUGAAGGCAAAGUUGAAUGGAGAGAGCACAGAAAGCAAUAUUUCUGUGAAGAAGGAGGUGAUUGUGCCUGAAACUGAUAAUAAAACACUGGAACAAAGUGAACCACAUCCAGUUUCCUCUCUGGCUACCUCAUCAGAGCCAGCAGAACUCAACUAUGAGAGCUUCAAAAACAGCAAUGGAUCAGUUGGCGCCACCCUUUUCCCAGACUUGAAAGAUGGGUCAUCAGAUAGUGACUCGAGCGCUAUCUUGAAUGAAGACAACAACAACACCAACAACAGCCCCAACAACGCGGCUAUUUCUUCGUCUGAGGUCCUACAAAGCCAACAUCUUUGGAUGUCAUCGACAACUUCUUCACUCAAUUUCAACUCAUCUUCUUCUUCACCAUCCUCCAUUAAUUGCUUCCAGUUCUCCAAAACGACCUAUCAACCCCACCAAUAUGUGAAGAUGGAAGAACAAAAUUUCUUCACCGCAGAUGAAGCUUGCAACUUCUUUUCAGAUGAACAAGCUCCAAGUCUUCAUUGGUAUUGUCCUGAACAAUGGAACUAAAUGAGGAGCAAUUAAGACAAGCCAAAAUCAACAUGUAUGUAAUAUGGGACCAAACCAAAUGCAAAAAAAUAAGGCAAAAAGGCAAGUUGGGUAUCUUAAAUGAAGCUCCAAGAAUUUUGUAA
Messenger RNA from Durio zibethinus, 1714 nucleotides. RefSeq names its product homeobox-leucine zipper protein ATHB-6-like. Gene Ontology annotation, molecular function: sequence-specific DNA binding; DNA-binding transcription factor activity, RNA polymerase II-specific. Lineage: Eukaryota; Viridiplantae; Streptophyta; Magnoliopsida; Malvales; Malvaceae. The record is from RefSeq and is a predicted model, not a curated record. Gene Ontology annotation, biological process: positive regulation of DNA-templated transcription. Gene Ontology annotation, cellular component: nucleus.